Messenger RNA from Tarenaya hassleriana, 3990 nucleotides. RefSeq names its product transcription factor GTE10. Lineage: Eukaryota; Viridiplantae; Streptophyta; Magnoliopsida; Brassicales; Cleomaceae. The record is from RefSeq and is a predicted model, not a curated record. Gene Ontology annotation, molecular function: protein binding. The transcript is spliced from 10 exons. Bases 707 to 3490 code for a protein of 927 amino acids.
UCUCUCUCUCCUCUCUCUCUUCUGUGAUACAAGGUUAUGAUAUUUCGAAUUUUCGAGGUUGAAAUCGCCGGAUCUAGGUUUUCGGACCGUUUAUCGCGUCGCAGAGUCUAGGGUUUUUGUAGGGUUUGUUUUUUGAUUUUCCCUAAUCUCCGGUUGAGGUGGCUAUUCCCGGUCGCGGUUUUCUCUCGUCUCUUGGGUGUCUCGCGAGGGAAGGAAAUAAGAGCUUUAGGUCGAUUCCGAUUCUGAGUUUGUAAGUGCUCGUAAUUCAUCAGAUUCGGUUAUUGGAUCAAUUGGAUAAUUGCGUUUCGUGAUUGUGUUCGGGGGAACUGGUUCUUGGCGUGACGAUAACAGGGGAUCUUGGAGAAGAUUGGGCGGGAAAUUGGGAACCGUCGAGGGUUUACUUGCCGAGAUUAAUGUAGUGGGUGUUCUUUCGUCUUUUAAUCUGGGCAUUGAAGAAGAAGAGGCUCUUCCAUCUUGAUGUCAUCAAGUAUUCUUCAAUCGGAAGCAUAUUUGUUCGAAGCUUCAUACCAUUUUCUACUAGGGUUUGAGAGUAAUCGAGUAAGGAAUUUGCGAGUAUUUUGAGGAGGGACAUAAAUUUUUCAGAAAGCGCAUGGACUGCUGAUGCUUAGAUUGAAAUUUGGAACUCUGAUGCGAAAAUAAAGUCGAUGGUUCAAGUUGAUAUGCGUAGGCACCUGAAGUUUGGCUUAUGGCACCGGCUAUUCCUGUGAAUUUCCUGGGACAAAAGGAACCAAAGAAGUUUUUGGCUUUAGAAACGAUGGGUAAAGCACGGAAGUACUCUAAAGGGCAAUCUCCGCGUUUUGUUCCUGACUACCGGCACGCUGUUGAGAACACGGUGGAAUCUGAAGGGUUUGGUUACACAGGUGGAAUGGACACGGAGAUGACCCUUUCUGACGAUUCCUGUGCACAAAAAAGGAAACACAUUAGCUUGAAUGGGGAUGGCCGUGGUGUUCCAAAGGAAGUUGUGCCUUUGUCGAAGUUGUCGAGGUUUGAGAGAAAGGAUUUAAUUUGCAAGUUGAAGAUCGACCUUGAACGGGUUCAGGACCUUCACAGGAAGCUUGCAUCUAUGAAUUCAGAUGUUGUUCUGGUGUCCCCUCGUAGUGAUAUCCAUAGUUGCAGUGAUGGACCCAGGAGGCUUCUGCCAGAAAGAUCUGGGAGAUCUGUUGGCAAAAAACGUGGUGCUUUGCGUACUAAUAUGCCGCGGUCAAAGAAAGGUCCAUCUGGGCGUUCUCAAUCUGUCUCAACAAGUUUUUCACUUGCUCAGGUGAUGAAGCAAUGUGAGGCACUACUCAAAAGUUUAAUUUCACAUCAGUACGGAUGGCCAUUUCAUGUUCCUGUUGAUCCAGUGCAGUUGAAAAUUCCAGACUAUUUUACCAUUAUUAAACGGCCAAUGGAUUUUGGAACGAUAAAAACCAAACUGUGCAAAGGUGAAUACUCUAGUCCUUUGGACUUUGUGGCUGAUGUACGUCUUACCCUUUCAAAUUCCAUGACUUACAAUCCACCUGGAAAUGAAUACCAUUUCAUGGCUCAGGCUCUCAGUAAGUAUUUUGAAACAAGAUGGAAAAGUAUAGAGAAAAAAAUUCCCAUGGUUGAACCAUCUAUCCCGCCCUUAAAUGGCACUGCUUCAGCUGCUGUGAUCCAAAGCAAGUUGAAAAUGGAGCCUGCUAAUCUGGUCAUGACAGAUGAAGACAAGAAAAAAUUAAGAAGAGAACUGGAGGCUUUAGAAGAAGAUAUUCCAGAAAAUAUUGCUGAUUUCCUUAGACAACAGAGCGCCAGUGCUGGUCAAAGUGGCGAAGAAGAGAUCGAGAUUGAUAUCGAUGACCUCUCUGAUGAAAUCUUGUUCAAGCUGCGGGGCCUUUUGGAUGACUAUAUGACAGAAAAAAAGAAAUCCCAGGAAAAAAGCGAAUUAUGUGAAAUGGAGAUUGUUCAUGACCUGGGAUUGAGCAACUCUCCAGCGCAGCCAAGUAAAGGUGAUGGGGUGAUUGAUGAGGAUGUUGACAUUGUCAGUGGGAAUGACCCCCCUGUAUCAAUCUAUCCUCCUCUGAAGAUGGAAAAGGACGCUAGCUGUAGAAAUAACGAAGGCACCUCUUCAAGUAGCUCCAGUAGUGAAUCAGGCUCUUCAUCUAGUGAUUCUGAUUCUACUAGUUCUUCUGGGAGCGAACUGGAUACUGUUAAAGCUUCAUAUCCUGCUGGUGCAAAGGAUAAAGUGGAACCAGGAGUCGCUGUUAACAGAGAGGAGAAUAGUGGCAACAAUGUGGAAAUUGUAAAUCAUCCCCUGGAUGAAUCGGGUCAAGUUGAGCAGGAGCUUGACGACAAGCCGACUGCCAUUGAUGCAGAUGGCCCUCGAGAUGAGGAGACUGCUCCAUCUGAGAGACAAAUAUCCCCAGAAAGGCUAUAUCGAGCAGCUCUGUUGAAAAACCGCUUUGCCGAUACCAUUCUGAAAGCUCGAGAGAAGGCCCUUGACAAGGGUGAAAAAGGGGAUCCUGAAAAACUGAGGAUUGAAAGAGAGGAAUUUGAAAGGCGGCUAAGAGAAGAAAAAGCACGAUUACAAGCUGAGGCCAAAGCUGCUGAGGAGGCUAAGAGAAAAGCUGACGCAGAAGCUGCAGCCACAGCAAGGAGAAAAAGGGAACAGGAGAGAGAAGCCGCACGUCAAGCAUUACAAAAUAUGGAAAAGACUGUGGACAUAAAUGAGAACAGCCAGUUUUUGGAAGACCUUGAGAUGCUUAGGGCUGUUGCCGAAGGUGACAAAUUACCAUGCUUCAUGGAAGAGACGAGCCCCGAGUUUUCAGAAAAUAUGUUGGGUAGUUUCAAGAUGCAAGGCAACAAUAAUCCAUUGGAACAACUCGGACUAUAUAUGAAAAUGGAUGAAGACGAGGAUGAGGAAGAAGAUGAACAGCCAGUUGAACAAAGCGAAGGAGAGAUGCAGUCCCUUCGCCUUAACCGAGAAGAUGAAGAUGACCAGUCCCUUAGCGGAAGUGGAGGAGAUGGCCAACCACUUAACCAAAACAAGGCUGAUGAGCAGUCCCUUAACUGUGAAGGAGAAGAAGGAGAUGCACAGUCCCUUAGCAGAAGUGGAGAGGAUCAACCUCUUAACCAGAUCAAGGCCGAUGAACAUCCGGUUGAACAAAACGAAGGAGAUAUGCAAUCCCUUGCCCAUAACCAAGAAGAAGAAGAUGAACACUUCCUUAGCAGAAGUGAAGAGAGUCAAUCACUUAACCAAAGCAAGGCUGAUGAAGGGCCAGUUGAACAAAACGAAGGAGAGAGGCAUUCUCAUGUUCACCCCGUUAGUGGAAGUGAAGUGGGUCAACCCAUUACCCAAAAGGAACGAGAUGAGAAACCCCUCGACGAGAGCCAAGGAGCUGAACAAGUCCAGGACCGGAAUGAAGGAGAUGAGCAACUUGAGAGUAGUACACCAAAGCAAGAGAAUGACGAUGGUGCUGUGGACAAGGGAGAGAUAGGAGGAAUUGAUUGAUGUCAUUUCCAUGACCUCAAGAGUUAUAAAACCACACACAACGAAUAGAAAAAAAGAAAGAAAGAAAUGGAUUUUGGCCGAUCAUGAAGAACUCCGACGCAGAGAUGCCAGGAUGAUAUCGUGCAUGGACCAAAAAGUGAGGAAAAUAAACAAGAACGGCGGGGGGAUGUGCAGAAGAAGCAAUGGCCAAUUUGUUGGAUGGAGAUGCAAAUGGCAAUGAAGACCAAUGUCGGGAGUGUUUGGACUCGCAAGACCUGCUAAUAUAUUGUUAGCAGAUGAUAGUUUGGAUUGGUCGCGAAGUAACAAACAGCUCACGUGGCUGUAGACUGUCUGGUUCAGGGUAUAACUGUUGCCCCGAGACCCAAAAAAAAAAAAGAGGCCUGUGGACAAGUAGUAUUGGACCGUUUCACCAUGAACUUGUGGUUCGGUUAAUAUGUAGAUGCGAAACAGCAAAUGUAUUUGGGAGAUGGGUGUGUUCUGAAAGAGGAUUUGAAUGGUCA